CGCCUUACGAUGUAAAGUACGCUCCUUCCCUUACAUCAGCACGCUCCAGUAUUAACGAGUUCGUAUGACAUCACGCUCAAAAAUUUAUUUCCAACUCUUAAUGGUUACAUGUACGGGGAGUCUCUUUACCACAAACCUUCCAUUCUCUCCUCUCGCCUCUUUAUUAAUUCCCUGCAACUUAAUUUGUGUGCAUAGCAUUCAUUGUUCAAUUCUUUCCAUUCUGCUAAAGAAUCCGAUUCUCGUCGCUUAAACUUCUUGGAUUUCUCGAUGAAGAAAAUAGUGGUAAAAUUUGCCAUUGAAGACGACAGAAGCAAGAAAAAGGCCUUCAAGCAGGUUGCAGGUGUUGAUGGGGUGGAUUCUGUGUCUGUGGACAUGAAGGAAAAGAAGAUGACUGUGAUAGGGGACGUGGAUCCCGUCCAUUUGAUCUGUAAACUCAGGAAACUUGGCUUCGCAGAUUUGCUGAGCGUGGGUCCUGCGAAAGAGGAGAAAAGGGGGGGUGAGAAGAAAGAGGAGAAAAAGGAAGGCGAGAAAAAACAGGAGAAGGCGGCGGGUGAGAAGAAAGAGGAGAGUAAAUCUCAAGGCGAUGCAAAGAAAGAGAACAAAGCAGAACCUCCAAAAGUCGAAGUUGUGUAUGUGCCCAUGAGCUACGAGUACAGAGUCAGACCAUAUGAUCAAUACACUGUUGUGAAGCCGGAAGAGUAUCCUAAUACUUGCGUUAUCUGUUGAACAAGUCUCUGUGCGCUUUUAAACAGCCAUCAUUUGUAACUCAAAGCAAUUUUUUUAAAAUCCUGGUCACAUCUCAAGAGCAUGGAGUAAGAUUUUUUGUUUAGGGAAAACCCAGAUUUAUGGUGAUACUAAUGAGACAAUUUUGUUUCAUUUUUUUCCCGUGGUUUAUAUUAAAUUUAUAGAAAGGUCAUGCAAGAAUGUAAUAAUUAGCAGCGAGGUUGUAUUACCAA
Cryptomeria japonica (Japanese cedar) is the source of this 956-nucleotide messenger RNA. RefSeq names its product heavy metal-associated isoprenylated plant protein 39. Lineage: Eukaryota; Viridiplantae; Streptophyta; Pinopsida; Cupressales; Cupressaceae. Gene Ontology annotation, molecular function: metal ion binding. The coding region runs from base 268 to 726 and encodes 152 amino acids. The record is from RefSeq and is a predicted model, not a curated record. The transcript has 3 exons.